AUGGUUCUAUGGGAGGAACAGGGCUGUAAGCUGGCUCUGCACCGGGCGGGCCAGUCCAAACAGGGUGUGGCUGGUGUGCACAGAGCGGGGCCGGCCCGUGGCGAGGCGGCGCCGGGACUCUGCCCAGCCCGGAGCGGGAGCGGAGCUCGGCCGGGCCGGGCCCGCUGGAGAAGCCCCGCCCGCCGGCCCGGGGGGGCCAUGGCCGAGCGGGCCGCUGCCCAGGCUCCAGAAUGGGACACAGAGUCAUGGUGGCCAAUGCCUUUGCAGCCACCUGCUGUCCCUGAAGAAACUUCCCUGAGAGAAACCCAGCUGCAAAGAGCAGAGAUUUCUUUGACUGUGGUGGCUGAAGUUCAAGCCGUAGAGAGGAAGAUGGAUUCUCAGGCUGCACAGUUGCUGAAUCUGGAUGGGAGAAUGGGGACGGCUGAGAAGAAACUAGUCGGCUGUGAGAAAACAAUGGUGGAGUUUGGGAACCAGCUGGAAAGUAAGUGGGCCGUGCUGGGAACUCUGAUUCAGGAGUACGGGCUGCUGCAGAGGAGGCUGGAGAACAUGGAGAACCUGCUGAAGAACAGGAACUUCUGGAUCCUGAGACUCCCCUUAGGCACUAAGGGAGAAGUCCCCAAGGGAUGGGAGAGUGCAGCCAAAUGGCAGAAGGAGCUUUGUGAGAACGUGAUGAAGGGGAACUUUGAGACUCUGAUCUCCAUGGACUCUGCAAUUUCCAAACCCAGCAUCCUGUCCUGGACUGAAGGAGAAGAGGAGCCAUGUACUGGGGAUGAGCCGGAGGAGACAGAAAUCCCCAUGGAGCCCAGCAUGGAUUCUCCAGUUCCUACACAUGAGAUUUCAUCCUGGAUUAAACAGGAGGACGAGUUGUGUAUCAAGGAUCAGCGGGACUCAGAGGAGAGAGAGAUCCCUGCAGAUCUUAGAAUGGCAGAUGUUGAGCUCAUGAUCAAAACAGAGGAGCAACAUCCUGAAGAAGGCCCUAGCAACCUAGAGCUAGCUGGGCCGUUGCCAGGCCGAGCAGAGGAGAGAGCUUUCCAAGGUGCUGAACAGGAAACAGCUGCUGGGAGUUCUGGCACUUCAAUCAGCUCUCCAGGUAACAACCUGGGGGAACUUACUCAGCAUGAAAGAGAACUCAGAACUGUUGCCGCCCAUCCCAGGGGCGAUGCAGGAAUAGCCCCCUAUGCAUGUGCCCAGUGUGGGAGGAACUUCACUCGAAAGGACAUUCUCCUGUCGCACGAAAGACUCCACACGGGUGAGAGGCCCUACAUGUGUGCUGACUGUGGGAAGAGCUUUAGGCUCAAGAUCAGCUUUGUGAAGCACCAGAGAUGCCACACCAAGGAGCGGCCCUAUCCAUGUAACGAAUGCCAGAAGAGCUUCAAGUGCCACUCAGCGCUCGUGCGGCACCAGAUGAUCCACAGGGGAGAGCGGCCGUAUAAAUGCGACCAGUGCAACAAAAGCUACAGCCGUAAGGAGCACCUCCAGAACCACCAGAGGCUGCACACCGGGGAGCGGCCCUUCCACUGUGCAACCUGCGGGAAGAGCUUCAGUCAAAAGUUCGUGCUCGUCUCACAUCAGCGGAUCCACACAGGGGAGUGGCCCUAUAAAUGCACGGAGUGCGGGAAAGGCUUCAGCGAGAAAUCCAAGCUGACCAGCCACUACAGGAUCCACACCGGCGAAAAGCCCUACAGCUGCGCCCAGUGUGGGAAGAGCUUCCGCCUUAAGGUGAGCUUCUUAAGGCACCAGACGAGCCAUGGCAGUGAGAAGCCCUAUCCAUGCACUCAGUGUGGCAAGAACUAUAGCUACCACUCAGGCCUCCUCCGGCACCAGCUGAUCCACGCGGGGCAACGGCCGCAUCAGUGCAACAAGUGCGGCAAAAGCUAUGCCGAGAAAUACCGCCUGCGGAAUCACCAGCGUGUCCACCUGGACGAAGGACCACAGCGGUGCGUCCCAUGCGGGAAGAGCGCCUCGGAGAAGCAGGACCUCCUGAGCCACCAGCAGAGCCAUGCCGAUGGAUGCCAUCAGCAUGCCAUGUGCGAACAAAGCAUCUGGCUCAUGGAGAGCAGCUUAAAGCACCAAAGAAACCACAGCAAAGAGAAGCCCUACGAAUGCAGUGACUGCGGGAAGAGCUUCAAGUGCCAGUCGGAACUCACCCGCCACCGGAGGGUCCACACGGGGGAGAAGCCUUACGAAUGCACCAAGUGCAACAAAAGCUACAGCCAGAAGUACCAUCUCCUCCAGCACCUGCGCGUUCACACGGGGGAGCGACCCCACCAGUGCAGUGACUGUGGGAAGAGCUUCAUCCGGAAGGAACAUCUCCUGAAACACCAGCGGAUCCACACCGGAGGGAGGCCUCAUGAGUGCAGCGAAUGCGGGAGAAGCUUCCAAUAUAAGCAGUUGCUGAAAGACCAUCAGAGGGUGCAUAGAGCGGAGCCAGAUCACCUGGAGGCUUCUCCCAGGACUGAAGCCUGGGUUCCUUACGUGGAGCGGCGGCCAAAGCGCUUGUCACACAGUUCGCAGGGGAAAGGCUUCUCGCCGGUGUGGAUGCGGAGGUGCUCGGUGAGGUGUGAUUGCUUGCGGAAGCUGCGGGCGCAGCGGCUGCAGGGGGUGGAGCGCCGGGUGAAGCGCUUGGGGCACAGAUGGCAAGGGAAGGGCUUCUCGCCGGUGUGCGUGCGCAGGUGGUCGCUGAGGUGGGAGCGCCGACGGAACCACCGGCCGCACAAGCCGCAGGGGAAGGGCUUCUCGCUGCUGGGCGCCCGCUGGCACCUGGCCAGGGCCUGCUGCCCGACCCGGCGCGGCUUUGGCAGGUCGUUCUGCCAGGCUGGCUCCCUGGGGCGCUCGGCGUGCCUCCGGGGCCGCUCCUUGGCAUGGAUCUCCUGGUGCUUGUUGAGGGUGGAGCGCCGGCUGAAGCGCUGGGGGCAGAGGCUGCACCGGAAGGGCUUCUCGCCCGUGUGCGUGCGCAGGUGCUCGUUGAGGUGCGAGCGCCGCCGGAAGCCCUUGCUACAGCGGUUGCAGCGUCUUGCAGAUGACAACACUCUGCUCUUCGCUGCCGUUGGAUGGAUCCGCUCCCACACGAGUCCUCUGGCAGCCGGCGGCGCCCAGCCAUGGGCUGUAGCUUUCAUCAUAUUUGGUGCAUGGAGGCACCUCUGCCUCUUCUCUGGGGGCGCUCUGGUACUGCUGAGCACUGAAACCCAUUCCAUAGCCACCAUCUCCUUCAAUCUCUUCCUUCGCACGGCAGCGAGCCUCCUGCGGGGCGGGGCUGUCGGCCUGGUGCUGCCAUCGCAAACUGCCGUCACACUGCGAAGGAGGAAUUUCCACCUCCCCGAAGGGCUCUGUCUUGCACUUAAUGAGGACAUCGGGAGCUUUACCAGCGACAUCGCCAAGAGCAGUCUGGGGGGCCAUGUGCAGCUGACCACCCAAAGACCAAUUAAAAAUUUCAGCUUCCUGCUUCUGCCUCUUGAAAUGGCUGCCCCGGUGGGGACUGUCCCGGUGACAUUUGGUGAUGUCUCGGUGCACUUCUCCCGAGAGCAGCGGAAGGAGCUGUACCGGGAGGUGAUGAAGUACAACUAUGGAAUUCUGGUCUCGCUGGCUCCACCCCGAGGAGUUCUGGGAGCAAGAUCACUUCCUGGCUUGCUCCACUUCCCUUCUCAGGCUGCAGUCGCAGGGCUGGAGCAGAAGCAGCGCGUGAGACGCGGAGCUACCGCAGCAAGCGCUGGCCAGGGCCCCGGACUGCAGGGGGGAUUUUUCCGGCUGUUGCAGCGCAAGGAUCCGAUCGACAUGCAGGGAGGAGAAGCUGAAGAGAACAUGCCAGCCGGGGCCACUCUGCAGGUCCCGGUGACAUUUGAGGACAUUGCCAUCUAUUUCUCCCGGGAGGAGUGGGAGAUGCUGGCAGAGUGGCAGAAGGAGCUGUACCGGGAUGUGAUGAAGGAACAUUAUGACAAUCUGAAUUCCCUGGGCCAUGCAGACACCAAGCCUGACGUUUUAUCCCGGAUCGAACAAGGGGAAGAGCCAUGGGUCGUGGAUCAGCAGGAGGAAAGAGAGAGGCUGGAAUGCACCUCACUGGAGGAUGCAGGCCUGAGCAGAACUGAGGAGCAGCAGCAGGAGGAAGGGCCUGAGAACUUGGAGCCACAAAGGACUUUACCGAGUGGGUCAGAAGAGAGAGUUUUCCAGAGUCCAGAGCAGGAAGAAACUUGCCAAAGGCAGUGCAGGUCGCUGAGGCUGCAGGAGAUCUCGGAGAGGAGUGAGCCAGAUACCCCAAGGGACUGUGAAAGGGGUGACCAGGAACCUCCGAGGCUCCCUGCGCAGGAGAGACCGAAGAUGAGCCAGAGCCCACCUACGUGUCACAUAUGUGAAGUGAGCUUCAAAGGAGAGAGAGACCUUAGCAGACACAAGCACAGCGUCCACGAGAUAAAGGAUCCACGCAAGUGCCAAGUGUGUGGGAGGUGCUUCCGGCUACAGCAGGACCUCAAGAGGCACCAGAGGAUCCACACAGGGGAAAAGCCCUACCUCUGCCUUUACUGUGGGAAGAGGUUCAGCCAGACUGCCAAUCUCUGCACCCACAAGAAGAUGCACAGAGGGGAGCGACCGUACCCCUGCACCACCUGUGGCAAGAGCUUCCGGCAGAAGCAGCAGCUGGUGUCGCACAGCCGGAUCCACACGGGAGAGCGGCCCUUCCCCUGCACGCAGUGCUCCAAGAACUUCCGCUGGAAGCAGGCGCUCAGGGUCCACCAGAAAACCCAUGUGGGAGAGGGAGGCUCUGAGGGGAGCCAGGCCAAAGGGCGGGUCUUCCCCUGCCCCAAGUGCAAGGAUGUCUUCGCUCACAGGCACGACCUCCAAGAGCACCGGCGAGAGCACGCCACCAGUGAGCGGCCCUACCAGUGUGCCGACUGUGGGAGGUACUUCAGACAGCGGCAGCAGCUGAUUCCGCACCGCCGGAUCCACACCGGGGAGCGACCCUACAGCUGCCCUCUCUGUGGGAAGAGCUUCCGGCGCAGGCAGGAGCUGACCACACACCAGAGAAUCCACAGGGAUGAGAGGCCCUUCCGCUGCCCCGAGUGCCCAUUCAGCUUCAGGGAGAAGCAGAAGCUGAAGAGACACCAGAGAAUCCACACGGGCGAGAGGCCCUAUGCCUGCCCAGAGUGUGAGAAAUGCUUCCGGCAGAAGCAGCAGAUGAUGUCUCACCUCCGGAUCCAUACGGAUGAGCGGCCCUACACCUGCUCAGAGUGCGGGAAACGCUUCCGGCGGAAAGACUCCCUCGCCAAACACCAGAGAACCCACCAAAGGGCCCAGACAUAGGGCUCAUCUACUCUACCACUUAGGUCAAUGUAACGUACAUUGCCCAGGGACAUGAAAAGUCCCCCCCCCUCCCCUCCCGAGCAACACAAGUUACAUCAAUUUAAAGCACUGUCAACACCCUGCUAUGUCGGUGGGAGACACUUUCCUGCCAACAUAGUCCCUCCUCUCAUUGAGGUGGAGUAAUUAUGCUGACAGGCAAGUGCUGUCCCAUUACACAGUGCAUCUUCGCCAUACGCACAACAGCAGCGCUGCUGCAUCUGUGCAUGGUAGUGUAGACUAGACCAUAGUGUGACAAAGUUCCUCCUCUACCUUGGUGGGUUCUGCACUUAUUGGCAGAUUUGCUCACUUCAGUGAUCU
This is a messenger RNA of Gopherus evgoodei (Goodes thornscrub tortoise), 5646 nucleotides long. RefSeq lists its product as uncharacterized. The transcript is spliced from 17 exons. NCBI's taxonomy places the organism in Eukaryota, Metazoa, Chordata, Testudines, Testudinidae. Bases 1 to 5289 code for a protein of 1762 amino acids. Gene Ontology annotation, biological process: regulation of DNA-templated transcription. The record is from RefSeq and is a predicted model, not a curated record.